UUCCUCCUUUAUAGAUUCAUAUCAUCUAUUAAAUCUCGAUUUCCUUAUCCGUUCCCAUCUUUCAUCCCUCUGCCUGAUCUUUUCCCUCUCUUCUAAUUCCUCGUACUUUCUGUCUCUCUCCAUUCCCUGUCUCUCCCAUUCCUCUAUCCUUAAAAAAGUCCCCUCUCCCUCUCCCACUUCGUUACGUCUCUUCCCUCUAGCGCCCUUUCUCUUAUUUCUUUCCUACAUGUCUGCGUUAAUUCGCUUCCCUUUCCCAUAUCCAAUCUUUCUUUAAAAUCCCAUGCCCUCUUCCCCGCUCUGUUUUUCAUCAUUUCCCUCUGCAUUUCUUCUCUUACUAAAUACCCCGGUAUCCUUUUUCAAGCACCCAUUAAGAAUCUUAAGAAUCUUUCCCGCACUUUUUCUAUCCCCUCUCUUUCUUUCCCAUAUCUCCACUCCAUACCCCAUCACUGUCUAUACUAAUGUGUCAAACAUGUGUCCACACCCUUCUUCUCCAACUUCCGCCAAAUCUCCUCUUCCCUAUCCCCCAUUUUGUUCUUCGGCUAUGACUGUUCUCCGACGCUAUUCGGCUCGCGGUGAGUGCAUAUAUUUCCCCCGUUUUCAUUAGGAAGCUUAUCUCCAUUCUUCGAUCUUAGCUUUAGCCUCAUAAUAUUUUAAGGUGGCAAAGAGUAUAUAAACUAGAAGUAAUACUGCAGCACAUUACUUCUAAAACCACAGUAAAGUUGAGAAAGUCAUGGCAAGUCCAAAAGAUUACAGCGCGUCUAAUAAAGUUCAAAGAUGUAGAAUAUUGGCUAUAAUUGAAGAGUUUGCCGAUAAUCUAGUGAAAAUAAGUGGAAAGUGUAUGGACAUCGGUUGCGGUCCUGGAGAUACAACAAAGGAACUUUUGUUACCGAGUAUAAACUUCAAUGGACAAAUAAUUGGUAUGGAUAUUUCGGAGAGCAUGAUUAAAUAUGCAAAUGAUACAUUUAAAGACGAAAAACGGCUUCAAUUCGACACAUUAAAUAUUGAAACUAAAAAUUUACCUAAGAAAUAUAUUUCACAAUUUAAUCAUGCAUUUUCGUUUCACACUUUACACUGGUGCAACGAUAUCCAACAAGUCUUAGAAAAUAUUUAUCAAAUGCUACAACCUGAUGGAACUAUGCUUGUGCAUCUCAUAAUAGCAUCUCAUAAUGUGUAUGACGUUCUCAGAAUUUUGGCGUGGGACACUCGUUUUGCAUCAUAUAUGCCUGAAGCUAUGAAAAAUAUUUCGCCAUAUCAAGAAUCAAAAAAUCCUCGCAAAGAGUUGAAAGAAUUACUUAAAAAUAUCCGAUUUACAGUUUAUCAUUGCAGUCUUCGAGAGGUCAGCUAUAGCGAUAAAAAAUCAGAAUACUUAGUCA
Messenger RNA from Acromyrmex echinatior (Panamanian leafcutter ant), 1373 nucleotides. Its product is annotated as juvenile hormone acid O-methyltransferase. The record is from RefSeq and is a predicted model, not a curated record. Lineage: Eukaryota; Metazoa; Arthropoda; Insecta; Hymenoptera; Formicidae.